Aquila chrysaetos chrysaetos is the source of this 3524-nucleotide messenger RNA. RefSeq names its product transmembrane and coiled-coil domains 1 (gene TMCO1). Gene Ontology annotation, biological process: endoplasmic reticulum calcium ion homeostasis. NCBI's taxonomy places the organism in Eukaryota, Metazoa, Chordata, Aves, Accipitriformes, Accipitridae. The transcript has 7 exons. Gene Ontology annotation, cellular component: endoplasmic reticulum membrane; endoplasmic reticulum; cytoplasm. The record is from RefSeq and is a predicted model, not a curated record. Bases 114 to 656 code for a protein of 180 amino acids. Gene Ontology annotation, molecular function: calcium channel activity.
UUCCGCCCGUUGCUAGGCGACGUGGCCUUCCGGUAGCUUCCGGGUGGCGGGGUCUAUUUCCGGGAGCGCGGCGGCGUUGCCGGGGGUGUGUGUGGGGUGGUGGUGGCAUCACCAUGAGCACUAUGUUCGCCGAUACCCUCCUCAUCGUCUUCAUCUCCGUGUGCACCGCGCUGCUGGCCGAGGGCAUAACUUGGGUGCUGGUAUACCGAACAGACAAAUACAAGAGAUUAAAGGCUGAAGUGGAAAAACAGAGCAAGAAAUUGGAAAAGAAGAAGGAAACAAUAACUGAAUCGGCAGGCCGACAGCAGAAAAAGAAAAUAGAGAGACAAGAAGAGAAACUGAAGAAUAACAACAGGGACUUGUCAAUGGUUCGGAUGAAAUCCAUGUUUGCCAUUGGCUUCUGCUUCACUGCCUUGAUGGGAAUGUUUAACUCCAUAUUUGAUGGCCGAGUGGUCGCAAAGCUUCCAUUUAUCCCCCUCUCGUACAUCCAAGGUCUCUCCCACCGCAAUCUUCUGGGUGAGGAUUAUACUGACUGCUCCUUCAUCUUCCUCUACAUUCUCUGCACGAUGUCUAUCAGACAGGGUCUUAAGAACUUCACCUUUGGUGUCAAGACUCCCAGUGUUAGGGAUGUGACACAGAAGCGGGGUCUGGUAUAAGGAGGCAAGAGUAGGCUACAUAUAGCUCUCCAGUACAGCUGGUUAGUCCCAUCCUUUGAAAAGAGAAGCACCAGUAAGGAUCAGGGAAGUGCCUGUUCAGAAAGGUUCACUAGCAGCUUAAGUGGCAGAAUGGCUGGUGAGGACAAGUGGGCUUUCUCAGUGCAAUCAGAAGUCUACUUUGCCAAAUUUCCCCAGAGAGUGCUGGGGAUAAGUUAAUAGACUCUGGGGGCUGGAUGAAUGCUGGUGCAACUAGCUGCAAAUUACCUGCUCUUCUGUAUUUAUAUUUCCUUUUUCUUUGAUUCACUUCCUGAAUUCUUGCUGCUGUUCUCCUUGACCGACUUGUUGCUUUUCCUCAGGGGGUGCCAAGGGACUUAGAAAUACUUAAAGCAGAUCAGCAAAAGGAAGUGGUGUGUUAUGCCAGCAGCUGUCAGAAGUUUGGAUGAGCUUGAUAAAGCAGCUUAAUAAUAGAGAGUUCCCUUAGUCACAAAGUGCACGCUAGUGAAUCAAAUUCUCCAUAGCCCUCCAUAUUGGGUGCUUAUGUUGAAAUGGAUCUGCAUCUGGUCCUGUGCGAAAGCAGAUAAUGAAUUGUAAAAUAAUUUAUGUUGAAAGGGUCACCUGGAGGUCAUCUGGCCCACCCCUCACUCCAAGCAGGGCCAGCUUCAGAGUACCAAAGGCCAGGGGCUUCCUUAUUCUGUUUGCUGCAAGACAAAUCUUGUUUUGUUUCACUUCCCAGUAACUGGAACAGUGUUUGCUGCUUUGAAAGAAAUGAGACCUUUUUAUGUCUUAGGAUCAUCUUCCUGAAUUCCUGGGAUACUGUGGUCUGAUGCUGUUGUUUCAGGCAAUCUUGUCUGGUGCUGCUCUGUGUUACUCACCUGUUGCAUGAAAAGUCCCUUCUUUCCAAUGUUGCAGAUUAUUGUAUGAAACUAAAUAGCACCAUCAGCAAGAUUUUUCUGCGCCCAUUGGGUUGAUUGGGGAACUCCCUUGCUGAAAAAUCCCCUAUGGAUUUUUUUUUUUGUCAAAAAAUAUAAUUCCUGUGGUUAGUUCUAGUCCUGGGCAUUUCCUGAUGUUUCUUAUUGUGAAAUCAGUAGACAGCAUGAACUGAGUGGUGGUCCUGUCUGGUUCUGGGCAGAAAUGCUGAGCUAUUUGCAGUGGGUUGGGCUUUCAAGAGAAAUUCUGGGAAAAAAAAAUUGCCCUUAUGCUUGAGAGUUCAUGCUGAUGGCCUUGUGGAGGACAUAAGUUACUUGAUUGCUUUGGAGAAGGGUGUUUUUGCUUUGAAGUGUUAGAUUGCAGUCUUCAUAGUGCUGCCUUAUCUAUAUGAUCUUGUUAAGUAUACCUGCCGGUCUCCAGCUGUUAGGCAGCUCAGUUUCUUCCUCCUUGCUACAUGGAGGGAAGGGCAGAGACCAGCCACAUUAGUUUGUGCAAGAGCUAGGAACUGAAGCUGUGAUUGGUGGCAUCCUGCUCUUGGCUUUAUUACUGUUUGAAGGAACUUAAAUGAUAACAGCAUUGGGAAGAGGACUUUGAAGGGCUGUGAGAGGCUGGGGAGAGGGGAAGAAAGAAAUUAAGGGCUUAAAAUGGUGCCAAAGACUUGCUUUUGGUGCUUCCAUUGACCUUGGAAGUGGAAGCUUUGUGACCCUUUCUGUUUCACUGUGUGCGAAAGGGGAAAUCUUGCCAGGUCAGCUUCAAAACAGCUGUUAGCCCAAGGGAGGAGAACUGAUUGAUGUGGGAGUUAGCAUCUGGCUUGAUGCUGCUGACACAAGAGGAGGAGGAGUGGAGAUGUACCAGAAGUCAGGGGACAGGUUGCAAACAAACGGAGACCAUGCAAGCCUCAGCCUUCCCUUAAAUCCUGAAGCUGCCUGUGAAAUGAUCAAAGGCAGGGAAGAGAGGUGUCCCUGUGGAACUCAGAAGUAGAGGAAUUCAUGUGUGUGUGAAAAAACAGUGACCUGGAGGGAAAUGCGGGGGAGUAUGUGAGAGGAGGGAGACUAACUGGACGGUGAUUAAAUUGACAUUAAUGGGAUGGGCAGUAGCAGCAUCAGGCAGUCUCUUCAUGUGGUCCUCAGGCAUGUGGGGGUGAUAAACUCUUCGAACACUGACUGGGAAGCUUGCUGCCUGUGACCUGGCCAGCAUCUCCCAAAAUAGUCAACUCACAGUGAGUAACUUCCUUUGCACUGUUCCCAGCUCUCCCUGGCACGUAAAUCCUGUCCCCUAGUUCCUCCUGCCUUCCUGUUUGGAGAGAGGAGGGUUGCUGGGAGAGGCCUUCCAAGGGUCCUUGAGCUGUUGGGUUUCAGCUGGGAAAGUCUGCUGCUGGGCUGGGCGGGAGGCGUAAUGUCAGGGUUACAUCCUCUGUCCCCGCUUCUGUUUCUGAGCUCCCAGCCUUCACCUGUGCUGUUUGUGAAGAGGGAUAUGCUGCUGUUCCUCAGGCGUCUGCUGGUCUUCACUUCCUUUUCGCACAUGCCUGAACUGUAGAUUAGGCUGCUUCUCUCUGAAGUGUGUUCCCAGUGGGAAGGGGAGUCGGCAAUUAUCCCUACUGCCAGGAGUGCACUUUCCCACAUGGCCUGAUCUUGGGGCAGGGAGCAACUCGCUGCCUUGUCUUUCAGGCCCCUUGUGGGUUUGAAGACAAAAGCAGAAGCAGCUCCUAUCCUUCCUGCAGUCAUUUGAGGAAAGUUCAGAAGAGCUCAGAUGAGAAAUUUGGAUCCUUAAGUCUUACAGGUUUCCAUCCCUUCUCCUGAAGGUGAUGGUCUUGUUUGUGUUGGAAGUAGACUCUGCAGACUUCUUGUGCUAUGUGGCCCACAGCAGACAGGGCAGGCUUCUGUUGGACCUUGCCCCAGCCCUGGUGUUUCGAGCUGUGUAGACUUCAGGAUUGCUCUCCAG